GAAGAAAUAAUGAAGGAACUGACUCAAGUUCGAUUUGAGGUUAAAAUUCUCAUGGAGAACAAAACAUUGGCCAGAGCCAAGAGCUGUGCUGAGCUGUACAAAUCCGGCCAAAGGAUCAGCGGUGUUUACACAAUCGACCCAGAUGGUUCAGGUGCCUUUAAUGUAUAUUGUGACCAAAAAACAGCCGGUGGGGGCUGGGUAGUGAUUCAAAAGAGACUUGGUGGCUCCGUUGAUUUUAACCGCACUUGGAAUGACUACAAACAUGGCUUCGGUAACUUGGUUGGUGAAUUUUGGCUUGGCCUGGACAAGAUACAGCGCCUGACACGAAACGAGACAUAUAAUAAGCUUCGAGUUGAUCUGGGAGUAACUACUGGCAAAACUGUUCACGCUGAGUAUGGCUGGUUCGGGAUUGGGAACGAGAUGGCUAAGUACCAACUGCAUAUUAGCAAUUUUACAAGUGAGACGGUUUCCUCUGAUUCCCUUAGUCCUCACAAAGAUUUCGAUUUUGGUACCUGGGAUAAAUAUUCUGCAGAUUGUGCCCCAAAAACAGGCGGAGGAUGGUGGCAUGGCAACAGCUGUGAUCAAGCUAUUUCGUCAAAUCUCAACGGAAUUUAUCCGCGUUGUGGAAGUGAAGCAAAGGCCGAUAUCCACUGGGGAGGAUUAGUUCCAGGCAUUGCCAAGGGCAGCGCUCCCACAUCAACUGAAAUGAAAAUUAGACCAGUGGAUUUUUUUUAAACUUUCAGACGUACAAGUAAACACCCUAUAAGUAAAUAGUGAAUCUCGAGUGUUCUGAUUGGACGCCUUCGGAGGUGAUAAGUUACCUUGCUUUUACUACGAUUGUGACUUGCUGAUUAGUGAUAACGCGGCCUUCAGUUGCUUGAAUUUUAAUUAAUGAAUUCCGUCGGGGAAACACCAUCGCUAACUGCUUCCCUCGCGUCCAGACAACAAAUGCAGAUAUUUGCAUUUAUUGUGACGUUGAUCCUAUUUUAAUUUCUAUCCAUUGUUUUGGUUUAUAAUACUUUAUGAACCAUGAUUUUAAACUGCCACAUUUCAAAAAUUAGUUCGCUUGCUGUUGAACUUAAACCCAAAGAUCUCUUCAUUCAGUUUUCUAAUAUCUUACUCUGCAGUUUAUGCACUUGAUUAAGUCUACAUGGAUAAAAUCUACAUCUGUCCAAUACAUAUCGUUUUGAAACAUUAGGAAGUAGUCUACACGACAAGAAAAAGAUCGUCUACUUUGUUUC
Messenger RNA from Stylophora pistillata, 1241 nucleotides. Its product is annotated as angiopoietin-related protein 7. NCBI's taxonomy places the organism in Eukaryota, Metazoa, Cnidaria, Anthozoa, Scleractinia, Pocilloporidae. The record is from RefSeq and is a predicted model, not a curated record.